AUGUCAGACUCGGAGGAUGACUUCAUGUCGGACAAGUUCCUCGUCGACGCUCCCACUGCCCCCACGAAAACGCACACUCAGCAGCGAGCUGCAGAUCAACUCAAAGCGCAACGACGAGGCCAGGCGAAGAAUCAGCCCAAACUCGUCCAGCUAGAGAAGGAACGGCGGACCGAGGGGCUGAGUCGAAGCCUGUUCGACAGCGCGUCCGCUGAGGCAUCGGGCUCGGCUUCUGAAUCUGGCGCGGGAUUGAGUGCAGGCGGCAAUAAGGCGAUGGCGAUGAUGCAGAAGAUGGGAUGGAAAGUUGGGGAAGGGCUGGGACGGCAGCGAUCCUCAUCGCCCCCGCAUGGGCAGAAGAGGGGACACGAUGAGGCGGAGGAAGAGGACGAGGCGCCAAGAAGAGGGAUCGGAGCAGCUCGACCGGCACAAGCCAAGCAGCCGCGUAUAGAGCCGAUACGAGUCUCGCUCUGGGCCGGACGGAAGGGUCUUUCAGCGCGAUCGCCCUCACCGCCUCCGCUUCCGCCGUCUUCGGGUCGGAACGUCGAUCAUCUAGACCCGGAGAAGCUGGCAAGACUAGGAAAGGAGACGGAUAGCUUUCGGGAGUUUAACAGGCGGCAAUUUGGGAGUAAGGACAUGCAGCGGAAGGCGGCCAAGGCUAGGGAUCUGCUGGUUGGCUUUGACAAGGAGACGGAAGUGAAAUUCCAUCCGCUACACGUACUCCCCUUCGACCCCUUAUCUACCCUACCUCGUCCCCUCCUCAUCCUCAUCUACCCAGCCCAAGCUCUCGCGUUAUCGCCCUCACCGCCUCCCGCUGCCGGACCGGAACGAUCGCCCAGCCCACCUCCUCUCUUCGCAUCGCGAGAAAAGCCUCUUACCGCAGCCGAAAAGGUGCGCGAGCAGAUGCGGCGUGACAUGCUGUCGAGCUUGGACGAAGGGGAGGAAGACCCGAUCAUGAAGCGGAAGCGAGAGCUGGGGUUGCUGGAUGGUGGCGAGAAAGUCGAGGAUGGGCAGGCAGAUAAGGGGGACUGGAAGGGUGUGAUGUGGCAGGAUGAGGUGUCGGGGACGAAGAAGGUCUUGUCGAUGGAUACCGAAUCGUACUUCACGUUUCUACUGUCCCAGCUGAGGCACGAGCACCUGUUCUGCUUCUGGUGUGGAUACAAAUAUGGCAGCUAUGAGGAGAUGGAGGGCGCAGGUGGAUGUCCGGGUACGGAGGAGGACGAUCAUUGA
Molecule: messenger RNA, 1224 nt
Organism: Dioszegia hungarica
Lineage: Eukaryota; Fungi; Basidiomycota; Tremellomycetes; Tremellales; Bulleribasidiaceae
Exons: 3
Coding region: 1-1224 (407 amino acids)
Cellular component (GO): kinetochore
Molecular function (GO): nucleic acid binding
Source: RefSeq, a predicted model, not a curated record